This is a messenger RNA of Colius striatus (speckled mousebird), 831 nucleotides long. It is a transcript of the gene OPA3, whose product is annotated as outer mitochondrial membrane lipid metabolism regulator OPA3. The transcript is spliced from 2 exons. Gene Ontology annotation, biological process: regulation of lipid metabolic process. Gene Ontology annotation, cellular component: mitochondrion. The record is from RefSeq and is a predicted model, not a curated record. Bases 15 to 542 code for a protein of 175 amino acids. NCBI's taxonomy places the organism in Eukaryota, Metazoa, Chordata, Aves, Coliiformes, Coliidae.
GCGGCGCGCGCAGGAUGGUGGCGGGCGCGUUCCCGCUGGCCAAGCUGCUGACGCUGGGCGCGCGCCAGCUGAGCCGCCCCCUGGCGGCGCGCAUCAAGGCCGGGGCCCGCGCCAGCCCCUUCUUCCGCACCUACGUCUGCCUGCCGCCCGCGCAGCUGUAUCACUGGGUGGAGAUGCGAGCCAAGAUGCGGCUGAUGGGGUUUCGCGGCGCCGCCGUCAAACCGCUGAACGAGGACGCGGCGGCGGAGCUGGGAGCGGAGCUGCUGGGGGAAGCGAUCGUGUUCGGCGUGGGAGGGCUCUGCCUCUACUUGGAGUACGCCCGGCAGGCGGGGCAGGCGCGGCGGCGGGAGGAGGAGCAGGCGGCGGCGCUGCGGGAGGUCGGGGAGAGGCUGCAGCGGCUGCAGGACGAGCUGGACGCCGUGGCCGCACGCCUGCCGCCCGGACGCGGCCCCGGACACGUCGGCCACGGCCCGGACAGCGCUAGCCCCGCCGCCGCCGCCGGAGGUGGCCAAGGACACGCGACCCCCGGACCCGGCCGUUAAAAGCGCCCACGUGCUCGUUUCCCGCCGGCGGGUUCCUUCGGGGGCGGGGCCUGAUUGGUCGCGCUCCGUGGAGGGCGGGGCCUGGCAGCUGGGGGCGGGGCCAGGGGCGGGGGGGGCAGGAGCGUGUGAUGAUGAUGAGACCCCCCCCACGGGUGACACAGGUGAUGGGUGACACGGGUGUCAUGUACAAAACAACGGCGUUUACUGUUCGUCAGGGGAGGGGGAUGCCCCAAAGCUCUCCCCCCAAAAAAAACCCCAAACCCUAAAUAAAAAGGUGAAAAACCCAGAA